This is a messenger RNA of Carcharodon carcharias (great white shark), 1669 nucleotides long. RefSeq names its product RNA binding motif protein 34 (gene rbm34). Gene Ontology annotation, molecular function: mRNA binding. The record is from RefSeq and is a predicted model, not a curated record. Bases 77 to 1486 code for a protein of 469 amino acids. The transcript is spliced from 11 exons. Gene Ontology annotation, cellular component: cytosol. NCBI's taxonomy places the organism in Eukaryota, Metazoa, Chordata, Chondrichthyes, Lamniformes, Lamnidae.
CUACAGCCGGGUGACCGGGGGAAGGAACUGAGCAGCGCACUUCCGGUCCCGGAGCAGGCACCUGGAGUGUGAGGCAAUGGCGGAGAGCGAGGGAAAAGCAAGUGAUGGAAUGAAUGGAGAAACAGGGAGCUAUGUAUUGGGCCAGGUGGCCAACAGUCUGUUCCAAAUGCAGGCAGAACAGUGCAAGUUAACUCCAUUAGCAACUCUCUUCACCAUCCCACCCUCUGCUACUCAGCCUAUCUUCACUCCUGUUCCAGAGAACAAGGUCACCUGCAAGAAGAAGGAGCUUGUGGAAGACGAGUCUGAUGUCACAAAUAAGGCCAAGCAACAGAAGCUGGACAAAAGGAAGCCUGUCUGUGACAAACGGCUCACAGCAGCUGAAAGGAAACUAGCCCAACGGGAGGAUGCCUUGAGAGCAGCAGAUGAUGAAGAUGAAGCAAAACGACGCAGAAAACCUAAAUGGAGCAAGAAGGCAGUGCAAUUGCCAGUUGCUCCAGUGAUGCCAAAAGGAAACACUAUCGACCCUGACGUGAUGAAAAGCACAGCCAACCCUGCACUGGAGAGAAUAAAGAAAAAGAGAACCCUGUUUGUUGGCAACCUUCCAUCAAAGUGGAGUAAGCAGAUGAUCACAGCGAUGUUUAAAGAGUUUGGGCCUAUUGAGUCUGUACGAUUCCGUUCGGUGGCACGUGCGGAGCCCAACAUCUCCAGGAGAUUAGCCACAAUCCGGAGGAAGAUUCAUCCCAAGAGAAACAAUUUGAAUGCCUACGUCGUAUUUGAGCAGGUUAAUGAUGCGGUUAGAGCCUUGACGAGGAAUGGAUGUGAAAUACAAAGUGGCUUUCAUAUCCGGGUGGACCUAGCCAGCAGGUCAAACUUUCAUGACCAACGAAAAUCCAUCUUUUUGGGCAACUUGUCAUACGAGAUUGGAGAGGACGAAGUACGAGAUCAUUUUUCCGAAUGUGGUGAAAUCGAGUCGGUGCGGAUUGUGAGAGACCGGGUAUCAGGAAUGGGGAAAGGCUUUGGAUAUGUCCUCUUUCAGAGCAUGGAUGCUGUAACCCUGGCCCUGCAGCUUAAUAACUCUGAGCUAAAGGGACGCAAGGUGAGAGUCAGCCGCUCGGUGGAGAAGGACACAGCCAACAAGGCCCGAAUGAGGAGUCCCUCGGACACAGUCGCCAAGGCCCAACCAGGGAAGAAACCACCGCAAGCCAAGGACUUUGCUGGGGUCAUGGCAAAGCCAGCGGAGAAGAAGAAAACCAAGAAAAAGAAAGGACAGAAGAGUAAACAGAACCGUGGAAAAGCCAGCAAGCCUUCAAGCAAGCCGGGAAAUACCACAUUCUCUCCGAUCUCCACCAAAAGCCCUCAUUCUCUCUCUGGAGGUACUGGCUCACCAGUAACGCAGACUGGAGAUUUCAAACUGAAGCUGGAGUUAAUUGAAAACCCAAGACCUGGCAGACAGCCUUUCCCUGAGACUGAUCCCCUCCCCAACUGACCUACAGGUCCUCCUUCCUCUUUAUCUAAUGGUUUGGAGAGAGCUAUGGCUGUUUAAAGUUUAUUGCGUGUGAAGUGUUCUCUGAAGUGGACCAGCACCCAUCUGUUUUCAGAGGCAGACCUGUUUGGUUCCGUUGGAUGGUGCAGCUCGGCUCAACUUAAACAAUUAAAACAAUUUUACAGA